AAAUCAUUUCGUAUGGAAAGAGAGAAAAAACGGAGACUGCUGUUUUUUUUCCUUGAGCUUGUGAAUGCCUUUGCUCUCUUACGCAACCAAAUUAGCCAAAGCUGCCGCGCUGCGGCGGAUAGUGGGGCGCGAGUCGCGCCUGCUCCAGGAAAGAUAAUAUAGGGUAUGAAUUAUUAGACGCCAGCUAUCUCGAGCAUUGUACAACCUUUGUGAGGUCGUGCAUGUUGCGCAGAAAGAGACCGCGGCUCCUCUUCGUCCUUGUAGCAGCGCAGCGCGUGAGCGAUGAUUGUGUCCUCGGUAGACGGAGCGUUCCAAGCUGGCCAUCGUGGGGGUUUUGGGACUACAACUUCACGGCGUGCGACCCUGUGAGCUUGACACGGGAACGGCUUCUGUGAGCUUGACACGUCCACCCUAGAUUAUCACAACGCUCCGACGUAUCAAUGCGAGUGCAAAAUUCCUUGGCGGGGACCGGAAUGUACGCAGCUGGAUCUACUUCCGUUGAAGCGCAGCGCGCCCGGUCUGUGGAUGAUGAACGCGUCCCAUCCGACUUGGGGAGGGACUGUUUGGUUCGAACCGACGGACAACCGCUGGCAUCUCGUGACGGGCGGAAAGGUGAUCAGCGAGGAGUACUUGGAUGGGGGCCCGGACCCCACCGGCGAUCUUCCCUACUGGGGCAAUGUUGUGGAUCCUUACACCACCUGGGGGCGGAGUCCGGCCUACAAUGCGGCGCAGCAAAACGUGAACGCGGGCGCCGCCGUCUUCCAGACUGCGGGUCGCAUCCCUUGGUACUUCACCACGACCUAUAACCCCUAUUUGAAUGACACAAUCUUUGAGCAACGACCGAUCCUGACCAGGUUCGUCUCCGACGUGGGCGGGAACCCGUGGGGCCCGUUAUCAAAAGGAAAAAUCUCCCCACCCCAUAUCAAAACGAAACUUCUGAUGCUGGAUUUGGAUACACAAAUCAAAUUUGUGUUGCAGUAGAGGACUGCACGCAGAUCCUAAGUCUAGCCGCGGGCCUCUUGGUGUAGGCGCUUCGCAUGGUAGACGGCUACCCUGUAGGCCUUACAGCAUUACAGACCGCCUUUAUGACGUGGCGGAAAGCCUGAGCGUGCCUCUUUGCAAGACAGGCCCGACUUGUGGUCGCAAAUCUGCAUCACAGACGUGCUUUCAAUAUGGGGAGGGGGGACGUUUCCUUGCAAUACCCGUUCACCGAGAUGCGCGACCCCAAGUGGGCGGAGGGUCCUUUCCGCGCGGACGUGAAACAAAACCCGGCCAAGCCGAGCGAGCUGCUGAUGCUUUCCACCGGGAGCGAGAACGGGGUGUUCGGCCUCGCGAUCUACAACUCCACGACCGGGAUGAACGGCCCCUGGGGAUUCAAGAUGGUGUACGGGUGGAAAGACGGCGUGCACAAGGGCAUGAACAGCGGGACUCUGGACCAAUGGGACUGCGACGCGAAGGACCCGUCCUUCGUAGUGCACGAGAAUGGCACCACCGUGAUUGCCUACCGGGGGACGAGGUGCGACGCGGACACGUCGCACGACCACACGGAGCGCGUGGGAUUAUUGAUUUCUUCCAACCCGGCGGGCGUGGAUCCGUCCGAGUGGUGGCGUGGGCCCUAUACGCGGCUCGGCGUUCCGCUUUUCCAAGAUUCUGAGGAUCUGUUCAUGUGGAUCGACAAACAGGGGGGCACGCACAUGAUCAUGCACACGCAGUCUACGGACCACACCUCCAACCGGAAAAAGAUUCGGGGUGCGCAUGCUUACAGCAAGGAUGGGAUGGACCGCUGGACCAAGUCAGAGUGGGAGCUGUGGCCCGCGGAACUAAAGUGGGACGACGGAAAUGGUCCUUCAAUUUUGCUGCGCCAACAGAGGCCGUCUCUGCAGUUCGAGCGGAACACCAGCGACAAAUUUGGUUGGAACACAGAUAAGAUUUUGUCUCUUACCACGGGCGUCGAUUUCCUCUACGACCCUUGUUGCGACUGGUACGUUUUCGCGUCAGCGUGGACAGCUAUACAGCCCGUUGUCACGCAGUGCCGGGCGGGGCAGGUACACGUCUUUGUUUUUAUGAUUUUUGUCGUUUUUUUCGAAUUUCAAAUCUUCCUCUUACUUCUGGUCUAUUUUCUUGCAUUUUGAUGGAUUUGAAGCACUUUCUUACGUAGCGGUUGUGGAAGAUCUCCGGAGUCGGUGCUUCAUACAUAGAAUCACGCUCCCAUCCUUUUUCAGGUGUUCAGCAGCACUACGAACAGCUGUCAGAACUGCGCAAUCGAGGAGGCGAAGUACAACGGCCACUGCUUGCGCACGACGACAAAAUACGGGGAGUGCGUGUGUGCGGAGUGUGAUUAUCGGCGCGCCGGGGAUAACUGCGAAAACGAAGCCUACAAGUGCUACGAGAUGCAGGCGUACCGACGGUGCAAUCUGACGGCCUUUGCGGACCAAACCACUUCUCUGACCGGGACCGCUACGACGGAGGACACCGCUUACCAGCACAAUUUUCCGCACCUCGUCAGCGCCGGCUACGACUACAGCACGUCGAGCUGCCAGAGAUUCUGCGAUCUCUACUCCAGCUUCCAAAACACGGUCGGGUGCUGUUACAAUUACGCACCCAGUUCCACGUGCCGCUGGUACGCGGGCGUGACCGACGAUCUGGAGGAGACGAGUGGCGCCUACAUGUAUGCAAGUUUGUGCAUGCCUGUUUCCGAGACUACCACCACAACCAAGUGGCCCUAUUCCUGCACUCUAGGGAGCGGCGCCAUCGACGCCGCGGCGGGGAAAUCACUGGACCCCGCGAAUGGGUUCGCCAACACGCUGCACUGCUCCGAUUCCACAUUAGAGCAUUCUCUCACAAGCGAAGUGACGAACUUAGAUGUGACCGUGAGCAACGAGUGCUUGCAAAAGUGCGAAGAAAAAGCCUCGGAACUGGGACUGUUUGACGCCACGACGAACUUGACGCGCAACGACGACUUUUUGCCGCUCGGGGGGUGCUGCUACAGCUGGCAAGGCGCGAGUAAGAGCUGCAUUUUCAACGCGCUGAGUAAAAUCACCUCCAACAGCGGGGUUUCGCGCCACGCCACCUUGUGUUACCGGGAAACGACGACCACGAGCACCACCACGACCUCGACGUACACCACCACCAGCACGACGACGCCACCGCCAACGACGACCUCCACAAGCUCUACGACGACGACGUCCACCUCGACCACAACCCCCUACGUGGGCCCCGCAACGAGCGCCCCAACAACGACGACCACUCCCAUUUCGAUCGGGGACCUCUACAACACGAACGCCACGUCCGCUACGGGGGGAUCCGCGGACGACCCCUUGGUGGAGGCGGAAGCGUCGGUUGUUUCCGCGGGCACGAAUAUGACGCUGAGCUUCUCCGGGAAUUCCGCCUUUGUCACCGCCUGCGGCUCGACGGACAAGCUCAACGAUCCGAGUAUUUCCGUGUGCUCCGGCUUCCUGGACGCGUUGAAGACUAGCAUUUGUGCCGCGACCAACAGCAUUCUGACCACGGCAAUCGAGUGCGCAAGGUUUUUCUGGAUCUUGUUCUCGAUCGUUAUCGAAAGCCCCUCAUUGCUUCGCGUGUUGACCGCCACGACGGGCGCGAACGUCACUGUCGGAUCAACCGUCACGGUCGCGGUGGCUUACGAAAUCCGGUUUUCUGAUGCGAGCGAGGCACUCGACGGGGGCUCUUCGGCGCAGGCGAUGGUCGCCCAGCUGAGCGCCGGCUCUCCGACCGCGUUUCAGCAGGGAUUCACUUCAUCCUUCCAAGCAGCUGUGGCAAGCAGUGCGACCCUGCAAUCGGUCGGACUGAACAACGUCACGACGAGUGUGGCCACCGCGACGCCCACAGUGGGGACGAUGUCUGUUUACUUGCCCCAGUCUGUAGUUGCGGCAUCGUCGCCCAUGGUGUCUUCCGGCUCUAGUUCGGGGGAGAACAACACCGCCCUGAUUGCGCUGCUAGUGGUGCUCGGUAUACUCGGAGUCGUCGAAAUCGCGCUGCUUUCCUACUGCGAAAUUAGGUACGAUAAGGCGGUCAGCCGGCGGCUUUGCUGCAAGAAGCCGCAGAAGAGAAAGAAGUCCCAGGUCAGGGGCGAGGGCGAAGCCAGUAGCGAGAAGGACGAAGGUGAGGACGAAGAUGCUGUAGGAGGAUUGGGAAGUAGGAAGCUGCUAAGUAUGCGCACCGUCGGGAAUUUGACGUCGCAGAUGCAGAAGGGCAUCGGCUUGAAAAGAAAACGCACCGUGGGUAAUCUUCACUCAGAAAUGCCCACCAUGCGUACGUCCGGAAAAAAUGCGGAACCGGUAGUGGAGCAAACGGAAAUGGAUCCAGCACUGGUCGCGGGAACAGUUGUGGUUCCGGCUGCCGAGAUUGUCGAUAAGGAGGAUGCUGCUUUGGUGGAGAACGCACAACAACAAGCGGGGGCGCCGGAAGGGGAAGCGUCGCCCGAGGCUGUAGUAGCGCUGCAGGUUGGGACCGACGUGGAUACCGCAGGCUCGGUGGGGCCGGCCGGAACGCAUAAACUGAGCGCUGCGCAAAAAUUCCAAAGGCUCGCCAGUUUUCAACGAGCGGGGCAGUUUAUCCAGAACAGCAAAGGGAAGAGGACGGUCAACAUCCGGAAAGCCGGCUCAGCGCAUCACCACGAGGACUUCGACUUCGACAACAUGUGAAGCGUUCGCGCCAAAAUGCGAAAAGUUGGCGCUGGCUGUGACAAUGCGAGAUGUAGUGCGAGCUUCACAAGCACGGCUUCGGCACGGGAGGCACUUCUACACAGGACUUUAUCAGGGAUAGAGCUGAUCGUGGAGGUACUACGGGCGUCGGAGAAUGCCGGUCGGUGGUGUAGUGGAAUGGAGUUGCUUGCUUCAUCUGCGUGGCCGCAGAUCCAGUAGCACUUGCGGAAUGCGUAUGCGUGAACUCUCUCUGAAGGAGACACACAUCCUCACAAUCUUUUUACAGCAAUCAAUCUUCCGAGAAGGGAUUUCAACUUCUAUCUGUUGGAUCGUUUCACAGCCACUUGGUUGAGAAGUUGGUACUUUCGCCGUCAGUAUCACCUUGCGCGUUUUCUG
Molecule: messenger RNA, 5060 nt
Organism: Amoebophrya sp. A120
Lineage: Eukaryota; Dinophyceae; Syndiniales; Amoebophryaceae
Source: the annotation of a GenBank genome assembly